This is a messenger RNA of Abrus precatorius (Indian licorice), 484 nucleotides long. Its product is annotated as histone H2AX-like. NCBI's taxonomy places the organism in Eukaryota, Viridiplantae, Streptophyta, Magnoliopsida, Fabales, Fabaceae. Gene Ontology annotation, cellular component: nucleosome. The record is from RefSeq and is a predicted model, not a curated record. The coding region runs from base 53 to 484 and encodes 143 amino acids. Gene Ontology annotation, molecular function: DNA binding; structural constituent of chromatin; protein heterodimerization activity. The transcript has 2 exons.
CUCUGCAUAACUUCACGACGGGAUCUCCACAGAGCAACUUCGGAAAACGACUAUGAGUUCUUCAGAGGCAGCAGCUACCACUACCAAAGGUGGAAGGGGCAAACCCAAGACUUCAAAGUCCGUUUCCAGAUCCACCAAAGCAGGUCUUCAAUUCCCCGUUGGGCGCGUGGCUCGCUAUCUGAAAGCCGGUCGCUAUGCCCAGCGCGUGGGGUCUGGUUCUCCAGUUUACCUUUCUGCUGUUCUCGAAUACCUUGCUGCUGAGGUGUUGGAACUUGCUGGAAACGCGGCGAGGGAUAACAAGAAGACGAGGAUCAUACCGAGGCACAUUCAACUUGCAGUGAGGAACGAUGAAGAAUUGAGUAAGUUGAUGGGGCAUGUGACAAUUGCAAGUGGAGGGGUACUGCCUAACAUCAACCAGAAUUUGUUGCCGAAGAAGGUCGGCAAGGGAAAAGGCGAAAUUGGAUCUGCUAGUCAGGAGUUUUAG